Molecule: messenger RNA, 3054 nt
Organism: Cuscuta campestris
Lineage: Eukaryota; Viridiplantae; Streptophyta; Magnoliopsida; Solanales; Convolvulaceae
Source: the annotation of a GenBank genome assembly
ACGCGCCGCCCAGGCAUUCUCCAACAGAGGCCGCGCUGCUCGAAGAAUGUGUCUUCGUCCUUUCCGCUUUCUCCAUCAGAAAAAACCCUAACGGGUAACAACGAAGAACAAAUCGUCGGCACCUCUCCCCCAAAUAAGGUAGCUUUUCUGUGUAAAUUAUGGGAACAACUGAUGAUAGAGAUGGAAGUGGUUGCUCACCUCUGCUGUCUCUAAAAAAUGAUUCCCUAGUUAUGCCGGCUUCCCAGACAGCUCCAAUUUCACAGCCAGAGCAACUUGACCAGCCUAAACGUUCUACUAUGACAAGGCCAGGGUUUGGGACUUCUGGGAGACACAUUAGUUUACUUACAAAUCAUUUUAAAGUUUCUGUGAAAUGCCCUGAUGAAACUUUUUACCACUAUAAUGUUACUAUAACCUACGAGGACAAGAGGGCUGUUAAUGCCAGAUGCAUUGGGAGAAAAGUCAUAAAUAAACUUUAUCAAACACAUUCUUCUGAAUUUUCUGGGAAGAGGUUUGCAUAUGACGGGGACAAAAGUCUGUACACAGUGGGGCCCCUGCCACAGAACACCAUGGCAUAUACUGUAAUUGUCGAAGAGGCUACACCUAAACCUGAUGAGUCUGGCAAAAGGUCCAAGUGCUCUUUACAGUCAAAAACUUUCAUAGUUGAGAUCACUUAUGCUGCUAAGAUACCUUUGAGCUCUGUAUCUCUCGCCCUUGAAGGAGCUGAUCCAAAGCAUGGCCAAGAUGCACUCAGGGUUCUUGACAUUAUACUGCGCCAGAGAGCAGCUAAUAGAGGGUGCCUCUUGGUUGGUCAGUCAUUCUUCCAUGACGACUCAAGAAAUUUCACUGAAAUUGGAGGGGGUGUGACAGGUUGUCGCGGAUUCCAUUCUAGUUUUUGCGCAACCCAUGGUGGCUUGUCCCUCAAUAUGGAUGUCUCUACUACAGUGAUUCUCACACCGGGGCCUGUAAUCGAUUUUUUGCUUCUAAACCAGGGUGUAAAGGAGCGGCAUUACAUUGACAUUGAUUGGGCAAGAGCAAAGAAAACGUUAAAAAAUAUGAGGGUUAAAGCUAGGCAUAGCAACAGGGAAUUUAAAAUCAUAGGGUUUAGUGAGCUACCUUGCCAUAAGCAAUUCUUUUCGAUGAAAAAGAGAAAUGGUGGUGGUUCACUUGAUGAUGGGGAAGUGAUGGAGAUUACUGUUUAUGAUUACUUCACUAAGCACCUUAAUAUAGAACUCACAUAUUCUGCAUUCAUGCCAUGUGUUGAUGUGGGAAAACCAAAAAAGCCCAUUUACCUACCAAUAGAGCUAUGCUCUCUGGUGUCUCUUCAAAGAUAUACAAAGGAAUUAUCUUUUACACAAAGAGCGUCUUUAGUUGAAAGUUCAAGGCAGAAGCCUCCAGCAAGAAUUCAAGUUGUAAUUGACGCUGUGAGAAACUAUUGCUAUGAUGAUGAUCCAUUUCUCGCUGCUUGUGGAAUAUCAACUGAAAAGCAGCUUUUGCAAGUUGAUGGCAGGGUUCUUGAUACACCGAAGUUAAAGAUUGGUAAUGGCGAAGACUGUUUUCCUCGUAAUGGCAGGUGGAACUUCAACAAUAAGCAAUUUUUUAAACCAUUGCGGGUUGAGCGCUGGUCAAUGGUCAACUUUUCUGCACGCUGUGAUACAAGCCAUCUUUCCAGGGAACUGAUUAACUGUGCCAGGAACAAAGGCAUUCAUAUGGAGCGGCCGCACACACUUGUUGAGGAAGAUCCUCAGUAUCGUCGGUCUAGUCCUGUAGUUCGCGUCGAAAAGAUGUUUGAGUUGAUUAUGUCCAAGAUCCCUGGCCCGCCUCAGCUUCUUCUUUGUGUUCUGCCAGAGCGCAAAAAUUCAGAUAUAUAUGGACCUUGGAAGAAAAAAUGUUUGGUUGACUUUGGGAUCAUUACACAAUGUGUAUCACCGAUAAAGAUUAACGAUAAUUAUCUUACGAAUGUUCUUCUCAAAAUCAAUGCUAAGCUUGGUGGUAGCAAUUCAAUGUUGGCAACAGAGAAAAUUCCUGGUAUACCUAUACUUAAGGACACACCGACAAUGAUUUUGGGUAUAGAUGUAUCUCAUGGAUCCCCGGGGCGAUCAGAUGCUCCGUCCAUUGCAGCGGUGACUGGAUCUCGAUUCUGGCCAUCAAUCUCAAAGUACCGGGCCGCAGUUCGAACACAAUCUUCUAAAGUAGAAAUGAUCGAAUCUUUAUACAAACCUUUAGCAGAUGGGGAGGAUGAUGGUAUCAUGAGAGAACUGCUUGUGGACUUCUAUCAAACAAGCAAUGGGCGUAAACCAGCUCGCAUAAUUGUUUUCAGGGAUGGUGUAAGUGAAUCACAAUUUAGUCAAGUUUUAAACAUUGAGCUGGAUCAGAUUAUCAAGGCCUACCAGCAUCUAGGUGAAGUUAAAGUCCCCAAAUUUACUGUGAUUGUGGCACAGAAAAAUCACCACACAAGGCUAUUCCAAGCUGGUGCAACCGAAAAUGUUCCAGCAGGCACUGUUGUUGAUACAAAAAUAGUGCAUCCAAGAAGAUAUGACUUUUACAUGUGUUCUCACACAGUGAUGAUGGGAACUACUCGACCUGCCCAUUACCAUGUCUUGUAUGAUGAGAUUGGCUUCUCUCCCGAUGACUUACAAAGCCUAAUCCAUUCUCUAUCAUACGUGAAUCAAAGGAGCACUACAGCCACCUCACUAGUUGCACCUGUAUAUUACGCUCACCUUGCUGCACGCCAAGUGGGACAGUUCAUCAACUUUGACGAGCUCUCCGAAAUUUCUUCAAGCACCACACCCGUUCCUGAGUUGCCCUUAUUGCAUGAGGAGGUGGAGGACUCCAUGUUCUUCUGCUGACGAAUUGGCCUCAACAUUUUGUUUUUCUUUUUGCUAACUGUACGCGAUUUUGGUCAGGAUUUAGCCAUACGCAAGUAAUUUUAAAACUUGACUUAAUUUUGGUAGUAUUAAUUUGGAGCUAGAUUUGCUUCUGUAGCAGAGUACGUACAAUGCAUGAUGCAUUGAUAUGGUCUUUGAUUGUACAUCAGAAUAUAAGCUCAGUAUAUAU